CUCACAUCAAUUUCCAAUUCGAAGCAUAAAGAAAAAAUCUCAAAUAACCCACCAAAGGAAAUCUCUUAAAUUGUAAAUGGCAUGGCUUUGGAUUUGGAUCCUUAUCAUUCCCCUCGUAAUGCCUCUCACUCUUGUCAAAAUCUUCCUCAACAAACACUCCAAAAAGUUACCUCCUGGUCCAAAAGGGUUUCCCAUUUUUGGUAGCCUUCAUUUGCUAGGAAACCUUCCUCAUAGAGAUCUUCACAAACUCUCUCAAAAAUAUGGCCCCAUAAUGCACAUCAAAUUAGGAGUUGUUCCUACAAUUAUCGUUUCAUCGCCCAAUGCAGCCGAGCUCUUUCUCAAAACUUAUGACCAUAUUUUUGCUAGCCGCCCACUUACAAAUGCAACCAACCACUUGUUCUAUGGCCAAAAGAAUUUUGGCUUCUCCAAGUAUGGUCCUUAUUGGCGAAAUAUGCGAAAAAUGUGCACACACGAACUGUUUUCGAUUCGAAAGGUCGCUUCGUUCGAACCGAUGCGAAGAAACGAAGUUGGAUUAUUGGUUGAGGAUUUGAAAGAGGCUGCAAGAAGUCAAGUUGUGGUGAAUCUUAGUACUAAGGUCUUGUAUGCUGUUAGGGACAUGACAUGUUUGAUGGUUUUUGGGAAGAAAUAUGUUGAGGAUAAGGAGAUAAUGGAUGAGAAGAGUUUUCAUGAUGCUGUAAAAGAGAUAGUGCAAUUAGCCGUGACUCCUAAUUUGGGGGAUUUUAUUCCUUGUGUUGCUUGGCUUGAUCUUCAAGGAAUUAAUCGUCGAGCAAAAUCGUUUCGUUGCAUGUUUGAUGGCUUCCUAGAGAAGAUUAUUGAAGAACAUCUUGAAUCUAAGAAUGAAAACAAGACUCAAGAUUUUGUAGAUGUUUUGUUGGGUCUAAUGGGAUCUCAAAAUAAUGAAUAUCAGAUUGAUCGUUCCACCAUCAAAGCCUUAAUCCUCGAAAUGGUGAUUGCAGCAAUGGAUACAUCAGCCACCAAUAUUGAAUGGGCAAUAGUUGAGCUCAUUAGACAUCCACAUAUAAUGAAAAAAAUGCAACAAGAAUUACAAGAAGUGGUUGGUUUACACAGAAUGGUAUUAGAAUCUGACUUGGACCAUCUAAAAUACUUGGACAUGGUUGUUAAAGAGACUCUAAGAUUACAUCCACCAAUUCCAUUACUAGUUCCUCAUGAAUCUCUUGAAGAUUGCACCAUGACCAAUGGCUUCCAUAUUCCUAAACAAUCGCGUAUAAUAGUGAAUGUAUGGGCCAUCGGACAAGAGCCAACGGUUUGGAAUGACCCACAAAAGUUCUUUCCUGAAAGGUUCAUUGAUACUCAAGUGGAUGUGAAAGGAAAAGACUUUGAAUUGAUUCCAUUUGGGUCUGGACGAAGAGGUUGUCCUGGAAUGCAUUUGGGUUUGACCGUGGUUCGGUUGAUGUUGGCUCAGCUUGUGCAUUGCUUUCUUUGGGAACUUCCAGAUGGUGUUUUACCUAACCAAUUGGAUAUGACUGAAGAAUUUGGUUUGACUUGUCCUAGAGCUCAACAUCUUAUGGUUACUCCUAUUUAUCGUCUAACAAUUUGAGGUGUAAAUGAUUUGUAAGACUAUAGUUAUGAUCUAUGGUAAAGUUUAUGGUAUGCUUAUGUA
This is a messenger RNA of Benincasa hispida (wax gourd), 1642 nucleotides long. RefSeq names its product cytochrome P450 71AU50-like. NCBI's taxonomy places the organism in Eukaryota, Viridiplantae, Streptophyta, Magnoliopsida, Cucurbitales, Cucurbitaceae. The record is from RefSeq and is a predicted model, not a curated record. Gene Ontology annotation, molecular function: monooxygenase activity; oxidoreductase activity, acting on paired donors, with incorporation or reduction of molecular oxygen; heme binding.